Daldinia loculata is the source of this 1095-nucleotide messenger RNA. RefSeq lists its product as uncharacterized. The record is from RefSeq and is a predicted model, not a curated record. NCBI's taxonomy places the organism in Eukaryota, Fungi, Ascomycota, Sordariomycetes, Xylariales, Hypoxylaceae. Bases 1 to 1095 code for a protein of 364 amino acids. The transcript is spliced from 3 exons.
AUGGGUCCCCAAAACAUCUCAUUCGUUAAGAAUCUAACUAUAGAAUACCUAUGCACACCGGAUAGCGAGUUAUCUGCAUUCAAUAGUCACGAGUACGGAUACGAGGAGACAUGUAAUGGUUGGUAUUCCAAGAAAUCACUUAAAGAGGAUGAUAGAUGGGCGAACGUAUUCGAGUACUUCAAAGAAGCCCGGCCUACAUUACAGCUCUUAGCAAUACACCUGCAGCCAUGCGCAGGUUAUGAUGACGGUUGGAGACCUAUGGAUGAAGAAGAACAGGAGCUUAAGGAUAUGAUACGAAGGAGGAUGACCAAUCGCCGUCGACAUAGACGCUGCCGCGUUUUCAAGGACAUGAAUAUCCAGAAGCAUAUAUUAUUCUUCAGCAACGCUAGAAAAAUUCUCUUGUAUGGGCAAUUUAAUCCUCUAUUGUCUUUAUUACUCCACAGAGAACACGGUUCUAUCGUCAAGCGAUCAUCGAACCGGAAAAAUAGCAAAAAUGACUAUUGCUAUUUGGAGAACCUUAAUCCGGAAUACCUCGUAAAUUUGGAGAAUUUCACAGAGUCAGAAAAGAUGAAGGGCGUUUAUUACGAAAAUGUGGAAGAAAAGCCACAAGAGAAAAAAGCAUCAUCAGAGUUUGAGGAGCCGGACCCGGAGCUGGAGUGGAAGCCGGAGUCAGAGGGGGAGGAGGAGCAGUCAGAACCGGAGUCAGAAAUGGAGAGUGCUAAGCUCGGAAUACAUCAGUUUCUUGACAAGGAAGACGAUGAGCUCGACAGAUGGGAUUUUCCUGACAUGCCGUUUUUACGGGAAGUUGUUCCGCGUAUAACGCAGGCCUCACCAUUGGCAACAGUCUUUGUGCGUGCCAUCCCGCCAGCAGGUCACAAUACGCCGCUGUGCUCCGCGACUUCGGAGGCCCCAAACACCGCCGAGGCUCAACUGGCUAAUAUGACCUGCGAUACAAAUUCUUCUGACCAAUAUUUAGAGGAGUGCACCGCACCGGGUACUACUCUGUCGAUAUACCAAUAUUGGCAUGACGACUUGCCGCCAGAUGCUCUUGAGAAUCCCAUUCCGUCCGGAACACCAAAACCUUUGCAAUUUUAA